AUGCCUUUCUCAGAGAAGCAAAUGGAACAGCUUGCCAAAGCCUGGCAGUGCUGCAAGACGGAGCCAAAGGUCGACUACAAAGCCUUCGCCACAGUCGCUGGCCUCUCUUCUGUUCAUAGUGCAGAAGUGACUUGGGGAAACCUCAAGAAGAAGCUGAUGCAGGAAUAUGGCGCCAUGGGCAGCAAGAUCAAGCAUGGCAGCGACAUCGUUGGCGAGAGCAAGGCUUCUAGCAAGAAGAGAAAAGCCUCUGAUAGCGACCUUUCUACGGGCAAUGGGAGCCCGCAGAAACGUGGUCGAGGGAAAGGGAAAGGGAAGAUCGUGGAGUCCAGGCAAUCAUCUUCUCCAACUCCGGAGCUCAGUUGCAAUGAUCAGUUCGAUAGUGAUUAA
Messenger RNA from Pseudocercospora fijiensis CIRAD86, 387 nucleotides. RefSeq lists its product as uncharacterized. NCBI's taxonomy places the organism in Eukaryota, Fungi, Ascomycota, Dothideomycetes, Mycosphaerellales, Mycosphaerellaceae. Bases 1 to 387 code for a protein of 128 amino acids. The record is from RefSeq and is a predicted model, not a curated record. The transcript is spliced from 2 exons.